Molecule: messenger RNA, 1352 nt
Organism: Punica granatum (pomegranate)
Lineage: Eukaryota; Viridiplantae; Streptophyta; Magnoliopsida; Myrtales; Lythraceae
Source: RefSeq, a predicted model, not a curated record
AAAAAAUCAGGUAUUCGGCGAGGGGACGAACUCGCUCUCACUCACAAACAACUGCUCCUCAGAUCCCUUUUUGACAGUCUGUCUCAUCUCGUGGCUUCUGUCUCCGCCUCUUCUCUUCCCCGGCCCUCCCCCAACCCUCCUCCCUCCUCCUCCGCCUUCUCUCUCUCUCUCUCUCUCUCUCACACACACACACACACACACACACACACACAGACACUCAGAUACAAACUGCUGGCAUUUCUAUCACUUUGCUCCUCUGGCCAGUUCACUGUCUGAAAAUUCAUUCAUGGCGUCGAUUAUGGAGUCCUGUUGGCUGUAUUUGAUCACGCAUUUCAGCGACUUUCAGCUGGCUUGUCUUGGAAGUUUCUUUCUCCACGAGAGUGUUUUCUUCUUAUCAGGACUUCCUUUCAUUUAUCUUGAGAGGGCAGGAUGGCUGAGCAAGUAUAAGAUUCAGCCAAAGAAUAACACCGUGGCAGCUCAGGAGAAAUGCAUCAUUCGCCUAAUUCUGUACCACUUGGGUGUAAAUUUGCCGGUCAUGAUCUUCUCUUAUCCGGUUUUCCGAUACAUGGGCAUGCAAACCAGUCUGCCAUUGCCGUCCUGGAAAGUGGUAAUGUCUCAGAUAGCUUUCUACUUCGUCCUCGAGGACUUCGUAUUCUAUUGGGGACACCGGAUCUUACAUACAAAAUGGUUGUACAAGCAUGUGCACAGCGUCCAUCACGAGUAUGCUACGCCCUUUGGUUUGACCUCUGAAUACGCUCAUCCUGCUGAGAUACUAUUUCUUGGCUUUGCUACCAUUAUUGGCCCUGCUAUAACUGGUCCACAUCUCUCGACUCUGUGGUUAUGGAUGGUACUGAGGGUGUUGGAGACAGUUGAGGCUCACUGCGGCUAUCAUUUUCCUUGGAGCCUUUCAAACUUUUUGCCAUUGUAUGGAGGUUCUGAUUUUCAUGAUUAUCAUCACCGGCUGCUUUAUACCAAGUCCGGGAACUAUUCAUCUACCUUUACUUAUAUGGACAGGAUCUUUGGUACUGACAAGGGUUAUAGAAAGUUGAAGGCAUUGAAGGACGAACAAACAGAAUAUGGCAUCAAGGUAAUGUAACUGAGGGAAGACAAUUUUUUUUGGGUGGCCUGACGACGUGAGCAGAUGGAUUCCUCCUUGCUGAAAAGGGAUGUCUUGGGAGAGGUCCUUGUCUGUCCUUUCAUCCCUCUUUGAGUGAUGCCAGCCCUAGUGUUCAGUCAGUUUGUUCUGAUUUUAGUUCUUGGUUUGAUGUGGAAACUGUGGAGAUCUACCUUUGGACUGUAUGUGCCAUAUUUUUUUUCUGCAUCAAUGAAGUUGCCCAGCCAUCUUACUUACU